AUGCCUACGAAUGUCCCCGGAGCCCUACGCCACUUGCUUGAGGAAGACCGGCUCUCCGCUGCCACCGCGCUCUUACAUGGUAUCGAUGGCACUCAUCGCCUUCCCGACCAGUUGUGGCUGCUAUACUUGAGCAAAGUGUGCUCUCAUGGUCACCAUUUGGGGUCGAUCAUGGUGUACCACCAGCUCAUCAGUCCUACAAGUCAUCCGCUUUCGUUAACUGCUCCCUACCCGUCAUCGAUUCCAUUUUUGAUUAAUCCUCAAUCCUUAAUUCAUUUGGCGACGAUUUUCGCUAACCAUGGCGAUUACGACCGAGUCAACGGACUAAUGAUCUAUUUCAAGCGGUACUACUCCUAUGUGUUCCAGCGUGACUGCCAUAAACAGCUACGCAUCUUAUUAGUGGAAGCAAUGGCUAAGGCGAACCUUGUUGACCGAGCCGUGGCGAAUAUGAACACGUUACUCAAAUACCACCAAGCGUCAGCAGCUGGGGGAGCCCGCUUGAACCGCUGGAUCCACACUGUGGGGGCUCAAGGAGUGCGCAACCGCCGAGCACUGAUCCAGGAGGGCUCAGAACUCGAUGAGCUGGACGACGAUAUCGUGCGAGCUGAUAGCCUCGGCGAAGAGUCGUGGCCGCUCCAUUUACCGAUCUACAGCUACAACGUGUACCAAGUUGUGGGGGUAUCCACUCCAUUGAUCCAUGGUCGGCUAGAAGUGGCUGAUUUCCCCCAAUUCAUCGGUAUGCUAGCCAAAUAUUUGACCGAUUCACCCGAAGCAAGCAACCCCCACCAGUUGGUUACGAAGAUGCUUGGGAUGGUGGAAGGGGCGCACCCCUCUUUUGUCAAUUACGUUAUCGCCGCCGUGGCCCCGAGCCAUCCGAGCGAGGCGUUCCAAUUGAUACGCCGCCUCUAUCUCAGGGAUCGCACGCUUUCGCCGCCGACAAUGACGACAUUGGCCACAAACAUGCCCCUCGAGUACUUGGACCAAAUCACCGAGUUGUGGAGAGCUGCGGCGCCCCACACGGCGCUCCCCGCUGGCUUCCACCAGCAGGUGAUCAAGAAGUACUUAUUCGAGGACCGGGUGGACGAAGCAGUGGGUUAUUCGAACCAAUUGAGUGCCCCCACCCGUAUUCCCAAGACACUCUACUACCACUACCCCCAACUAAAAACCGCGGCCAACAUCCUCUGUAUAUAG
Molecule: messenger RNA, 1188 nt
Organism: Diutina rugosa
Lineage: Eukaryota; Fungi; Ascomycota; Pichiomycetes; Serinales; Debaryomycetaceae
Exons: 1
Coding region: 1-1188 (395 amino acids)
Source: RefSeq, a predicted model, not a curated record